AUGCAAUUAAAUGAUGUUGAAUUUAAAAGGGCGAAUAGCGAGUCUCUUGCAUCAAAGAGCCAGCGUAACAGCAACAAAGAAAAUGAAAAUUUAAAAGGUAAAAAACCAGAUUUUAAACUUGUAAUGAAUGUAGUUGAUGAAAUUCUUUUCGGAGAAGUAAACCCACCAAAAAGUAAAAAUUCAACAUUGUUGCUUAACAAAGAUCUUGUGAAACUCGCAAAUUUCCAAGCUGGCUCAUUGGAAAAAGUAUGGCAACAGAACCGGGCUGGCUUCUUUUGGAAUAUGGAUUUGUGGCGAGCGCAUUUACAUCUACGAUAUGGAUUUAAAUUACGAUGGGAUCUAUAA
Messenger RNA from Rhizophagus irregularis DAOM 181602=DAOM 197198, 345 nucleotides. RefSeq lists its product as uncharacterized. The record is from RefSeq and is a predicted model, not a curated record. NCBI's taxonomy places the organism in Eukaryota, Fungi, Glomeromycota, Glomeromycetes, Glomerales, Glomeraceae.